This is a messenger RNA of Galdieria sulphuraria, 591 nucleotides long. RefSeq lists its product as hypothetical. The record is from RefSeq and is a predicted model, not a curated record. NCBI's taxonomy places the organism in Eukaryota, Rhodophyta, Bangiophyceae, Galdieriales, Galdieriaceae. The transcript has 3 exons. The coding region runs from base 9 to 566 and encodes 185 amino acids.
AAUCUGCAAUGGCAACUUCGGAUGUCGGAGCUGAUCAGGAUAAGGAUAAAGAAUUCAAUUUGCGAAAACAAAGUUCUCAUGGCGAUAAAAUCAAUAUGAAUCCCAAGGAACCUCAAAAGGCUGCUGUCCCUUCUUCGACAAUUCAGCGAAAGAGACAACAGUCCAACUUGUUUUCGAAGUUAAAGCAAAAGAAACAGCCCACUACAGAUCUUGAAAAGGAAGGUGUCCGUACAGAAUUUGUUUACGCAGAUGGAGCGCAGGAGGAUGUAUUGUUGUCGGGAGAUUGGAAUAACUGGACUCCUAUUCAGAUGUAUCAUGAAGGAGGUGGAAUAUGGUCGGUUGUCACUCUGGUUCCUCCAGGGACUCAUGAAUUUAAGUUUAUCGUGGAUGGAGAGUGGCGACAUAGCACAAGACAUCCAACUGUGGGUAUUGAUGAAGAAAGCAAAAAUAAUGUGAGAGUUGUUAAAGGCCCUCCAACGAUACAGCCCAAAAUGGAGUUACCAACAAAAAUAUCAGAGAAAGAUCUCACAGACGAUCAGAUGGGAUGCAACUGUAGCAUACAGUAGCAUUAAGGUCUUAUAUUUAUCGUUC